Podarcis lilfordi (Lilford's wall lizard) is the source of this 2046-nucleotide messenger RNA. Lineage: Eukaryota; Metazoa; Chordata; Lepidosauria; Squamata; Lacertidae. The record is from the annotation of a GenBank genome assembly.
AUGCCUUCCAAUGUCAUAGCCCCCUCUACAGGCGAUGCACAAGAAGAUGCAGAGGACCGGACUUCUAGAGGCACCAGAGACAAAGAAGAGGAUCCGUAUGGAGACAUGCCACCAUUGGAGGAGGAUGAGGAAGCUGAUGCGGUCCCAGAACCACAGGUCAGACGCUCAUCCAGAACCAACAGAGGUGUCCCACCAUUACAGCUGUCCUACUUCGCAGGGUCGACGUUACCUUAAGAACCUUCUAUAUAGAAGGUAGAGAUAUAUAUAGGACGAGAUAGAGGAGAUGCCAGCUGCAGAAGCCAGUCUCUGGAGGAAGGCCGCACAGGAGGAGAUGGAUGCACUGCAUCAAAACAAGACAUGGACCCUUACUGACCAUAGCUGUCAACAUUUCCCUUUUUUUAAGGGAAAUUCCCUUAUUCCGAAUAGGAUCCCUCACAAAAAAAGGAAAAAGUUGACAGCUAUGUUACUGACCUACCUCCUGGAAAGAAGGGCAUAGGAAGUAAGUGGGUUUUUAAAAUUAAGCAAGGAUCUGAAGGGGAAAUGCAGCUCUACAAAGCCAGAUUUGUAGCACAAGGCCUUUCUCAAUGCUACGGCGAAGAUUAUGAUGACGUCUUUGUGCCAACUGUGAGUUACAACAGUGUACGAAUGCUUUUCAGCAUUGCAGCUUCUAAGCAAAUUGAAGUUAGGCACAUUGAUAUUAAAACUGCCUUUCUUCAUGGGCAAAUUUCAGAGGAAAUUUACAUGAAGCAACCCAAGGGUUUUGUUAAACCACAUGAGGUACAUUUGGUGUGCAAACUACAAAAGGGACUUUAUGGACUUAAGCAGGCUGCCAGAGCCUGGAACCAGAAGCUGCACAAAAUGCUGACGCAACUUGGGUGCAAGCAAGGCCAUGCUGACAAGUACUUGUACAAUCAAAACAACUAGAAUGCCUAUACAGUAUUAUGCAAAUCCACUUGAAAAAACAUGUGAACGUAAUAGGCUGUAUAAUAAAAAUUGUAAAAUUAUUUACUGGAAACUACUUCUCAAAUUUAGGGGACGCGGGUGGCGCUGUGGGUAAAACCUCAGCGCCUAGGGCUUGCCGAUCGCAUGGUCGGCGGUUCGAAUCCCCGCGGCGGGGUGAGCUCCCGUCUUUCGGUCCCAGCUCCUGCCCACCUAGCAGUCCGAAAGCACCCCUAAGUGCAAGUAGAUAAAUAGGUACCGCUUUAUAGCAGGAAGGUAAACGGCGUUUCCGUGUGCUGUGCUGUGCUGGUGCUGGCUCGCCAGAGCAGCUUCGUCACGCUGGCCACGUGACUCGGAAGUGUCUCUGGAUAGCGCUGGCCCCUGGCCUCUUAAGUGAGAUGGGUGCACAACCCUAGAGUCGGACACGACUGGCCCGUACGGGCAGGGGUACCUUUACCUUUACCUUACUUCUCAAAAUUAGAUACAGCUUCUCAUAAUGCCAAAAUGAUUUAACAUUUUUUGUUCUUUGGGCUUACCAGGGACCUCUAGAUCAAGCGAGGAGGGUUUUACAACAAAAAGAAAGUAGGUUCAUUUUUUCUACUUAAUACACUUCGUCCUCCAGGUUUAAACACUGGAUUAUAUUAUAGCUGCUUUCUUAAGUUAAAAAUUGGACAAACCUUUAAUGAACAUAUAGUAUACCUGUUGUAACAAUUUUCUGUCUAUAGUACAUUACUGAGCAAUGUUCCUUUAAGAGUGAAUUAACAUGAAUUAUUGGCACCUGUCGCCUUAGCUAGUGUUGCCCCCUUAUAUAGUACUCAGACUUACAGGUUUACUACGACUGAGAAUCUAUCACAAAUAAGAUCCAUGUAGCUGUGAUGGUAUGUGCAUUUAUUAUAAUUUUGUAUGUUUCUUUGGAAUUUGUGCAGCUAAGAUAUUACAAAGUGUCUAUGUUUAUAUGAUUUAGAACUAUGCACAGCUGAUGAAGCCCCUUGGGUGAAACAGGGGAAUAUCCAGAAUCCUUGUCUUGUCUACCAGUGCCAGUUUAUGUCUACCAACCUUAUCAUCUUCAUUAGACACUUGCAAGACUAUUUCAUGGUACUCUUAUAA